AUGUGCCAAAACAAAGUAGCGAAGGACUUCAUGGCGAAUUUUGGCGAUUUUUGCUUUAUUUCUCCACGUUACAAGGACACUGGGACCGGAGAGUAUGUGGAAAGGAUGUGCAGGCUCCUCGCUGAGCACGAAUGGGUCUACAACUUCCAACUGACUCGUUUUUUCGUCGAGAAAAUUUGGGAGAAAAUCCCGGAAGAGUGGAGAAAACCUCUACUAUCCCUCUCUACUGAUGACCUAAACCACCUGCCCAGUGGACGCACAAAAGAUGAUUGGCCAACCUCUCUGAGGGCCUUUGUCAAGGAUGCUGCGUCCCUGGCGUUACCAAGGCAACAGUCACAUGACCUAGUUGCCAUGGAGAUCAACAAGGAUGUAGCAAGGGGCAUGACACCGAAGAAAGAACAUGAGGUUUCUUAUCUGGCAUCUGUAGUAAGAGACUCAUGCAGUAGGACAUCAUGCAGCAGUGUUAUAGACAUAGGCUCAGGACUGGGUUACCUGGGACAGGUGUUACACCACCAGUGUGGGCUGCAGGUGGUUGGUGUGGAGGCGCAGGCCAGCCAUGUGCAUGGGGCGCAGAGACGGAUCAAAUCACAAGGCAGAGACAUGGACACGCAAAUCCAGACAGUGAACCUCAAACUUGACGACACCUCAAGUAGCAUCCACGACCUUGAACUCCUCAUCAGUUCCCUACAACAGCCAGCUUCACAAGACCAAGGUCAAACUGAUGUUUGUAACAGAAACAAUGGAAGAAGAGAUGGCACAUGUAUGGUGGGACUGCACUGUUGUGGGGACCUGUGUCCAACCAUGUUAAAGAUGUUCACAUCGGUGGAGAGACUGAGCUGUUUGGUGUGUGUCAGCUGCUGUUAUCAUGGGAUGAGUAUAACAGAGCCUGACAGUCGACCAUCUUGCUUCACAAACUUCCCCCUGAGCUGUACAGUGAGAGAGACGUUAAAGAAAGUUGGAACAGAAUUUCCUGACUGGCAGCUGAAUGUGUUUGCUAUGAGACUAGCAGCACAGGAAACCCAGGCCAGAUGGGCAUGUCAAACCCAUGAGGACCACCAGUUCCACACCAGGAGUGUAGCGUACAGGGCAGUUCUUGAACAUGUGGUGACCACAGGUGGCAAAGGGAUUCAGAAACUGAAGAGGAAGGUUACAAGAAAAGAUGCUUUCCAGUCCUUCCCUGCAUACCGUGAGGCAAUAUUUGGCAGACUUACACUUCAUUCAGAUGAAAAGACUACAGAAGACUGGGAGAACUACAAUGAUGCUUUGCAGCAGUCACAUGACCAAUGGGAAAAAUUCUUCCCCUACAUAGAAGUCAUCACAGCUUUACAAGUCCUUCUCCAGCCAGUUCUGGAGACUCUGGUGACAGUGGACAGGUGUCUGUAUCUACAGGAGCAGGGGCUGAAGACUAAAGUCAGCCCCAUAUUCGACGACAGAAUCUCACCACGAAACUUAGCAAUAAUUGCAGAGAGAUGACAGGAAAAAACUCUGAGUCUGACACACUCGAUGAGAGACAUUUAGACAAAAAGGAGAGAAAAUACCUUAGUACCUGACUGCUAGUAUUAUCCUUUGAUAGUAUACAUCUUUUUAACCUUCUUCCUGCUGCCUAACCGCCUAGC
Branchiostoma belcheri (Belcher's lancelet) is the source of this 1616-nucleotide messenger RNA. RefSeq names its product methyltransferase-like protein 25. NCBI's taxonomy places the organism in Eukaryota, Metazoa, Chordata, Leptocardii, Amphioxiformes, Branchiostomatidae. Bases 1 to 1473 code for a protein of 490 amino acids. The record is from RefSeq and is a predicted model, not a curated record. The transcript is spliced from 10 exons.